This is a messenger RNA of Lasiodiplodia theobromae, 3216 nucleotides long. Its product is annotated as Cytochrome p450. Gene Ontology annotation, cellular component: cytosol. Lineage: Eukaryota; Fungi; Ascomycota; Dothideomycetes; Botryosphaeriales; Botryosphaeriaceae. The record is from RefSeq and is a predicted model, not a curated record. Gene Ontology annotation, molecular function: flavin adenine dinucleotide binding; heme binding; NADPH-hemoprotein reductase activity. Bases 1 to 3216 code for a protein of 1071 amino acids. The transcript is spliced from 3 exons.
AUGGCCGAGUCCAACGAGGUUCCCAUUCCCCAAGUGCCGGGGCUGCCUAUCAUUGGCAACAUGAAUGAUUUCGAUGCUGCCUACCCUCUUGGCUCCAUCAUUCACAUGGCCGAGACUUACGGCUCCAUCUUCAGAUACGUCCUUGCUGGCCAACCACGCAUUGUCGUGAGCAGCCAAGCAUUGGUCAACGAGGUCUGUGAUGAGAAACGAUUCAUGAAGAAGGUGGCAGCAGGCCUGGAGCAGGUCCGCAACGGCAUUCACGAUGGCCUUUUCACCGCCUACGGCCCGCAGGAGAGGAAUUGGGGCAUUGCUCACCGCAUUCUCAUCCCGGCUUUUGGCCCGCUCUCGAUCCGCGGAAUGUUCGACGAGAUGCACGACAUCGCAAGCCAGCUGGUCAUGAAGUUCGCGAGGCACGGACCCAACCACCUGAUCGAGGUCACCGAGGACUUCACAAGGCUGACCCUGGAUACCCUGGCCUUGUGUGCCAUGGACUACCGCUUCAACUCUUUCUAUUCUUCAGAGAUGCACCCCUUCGUCCAAGCCAUGGUGGACUUCCUCAUCGAGUCUGGCAACAGGUCAAGAAGACCAGCUAUUGCCCAAUCUUUCUACCGUGCCGCUCAGUACAAGUACGACGCCGACAUCUCCAUUCUCCAAAAGACUGGUCAGGAAGUCAUCGAUGCACGGAGAAAGAACCCGACUGAGAAGAAGGAUCUGUUGAACUACAUGCUUGAUGGCCGCGAUCCCAAGACUGGAGAAGGCCUCAGCGAUGGAAGCAUCAUCGACAACAUGAUCACCUUCCUUAUUGCUGGCCACGAGACCACCUCUGGAAUGCUCUCCUUUGCCUUCUACUACCUCCUCAAGAACCCCGCGUCUUAUGCCAAGGCCCAGCAGGAGGUCGACAGCGUCAUUGGCCAAGGUGCCAUUACUGUUGAGCACAUCUCCAAGCUACCCUACAUCAACGCCGUCCUUCGUGAGGCCCUGCGUCUGAACCCCACAGCACCUAUGAUUACCGUGUCACCAGAGAAGGACGAAGUUAUCGGUGGCAAGUACCGCAUCCCAGCUGAUGAGCCAGUCAAUCUCUUGCUUCACACCCUCCACCGCGACCCCAAGGUCUGGGGCGAGGAUGCGGAGCAGUGGAACCCGGACAGGAUGCUGGACGACAAUUUCAACAGGAUCCAGAAGGAGUUCCCCAACUGCUGGAAACCUUUCGGUAACGGCAUGCGUGCUUGUAUUGGCAGGCCUUUCGCCUGGCAGGAGGCAGUCUUGGUUGUAGCCAUUCUGCUCCAGAAUUUCAACUUCGUUGCCGAGGACCCAUCCUACACGCUCAGCUUCAAGCAGUCUCUCACGAUCAAGCCCAAGGACUUCCGCAUGCGCGCCAUCCUGCGCAAUGGCCGUAACCCUACCACUCUUGAGCACCAGCUGGCUUCCGGCUCCACCGGAGAGCAUGCCACUUCCGAAGCCGCCAAGCCCAACAAGACCGAGGCCAAGGACGGCAUUCCCUUCUCCAUCUACUAUGGCUCCAACACGGGCACCUGUGAGGCGCUUGCUCGCAGACUUGCCAGCGAUGCUGCCUCGCGUGGCUUCCGCGUCGCGACUGUCGACUCAUUGGAUUCCGCCAAGGAGAAUCUGCCCAAGGACCAGCCAGUCGCGAUCGUGACGGCGUCGUACGAGGGCCAACCAGCUGACAAUGCGGCGCACUUUGUUGCCUGGAUGGAGGGUCUGAAGGGCAAUGAGCUCGAGGGUGUGAACUACACCGUCUUCGGAUGUGGUCACCACGAUUGGGCUGCUACUUUCCACCGCAUCCCCACCCUUGUGGAUAGAGUCCUUGAGGAGCGCGGUGCGAAGCGCGUCGCUCCGUUCGGCACGGCUGAUGCUGGCGCUGGCGACAUCUUUUCUGACUUCGAGAAGUGGGAAGAUGAACAGUUCUGGCCGGCGAUGAAGGAGAAGUUCAACGCAGCCGGAAACGCUGACGCUCCGCUGUUCGAACAGCUUGAGGUUCAAGUCUCUGCUCCCCGUGCAUCUCUUCUGAAGCAGGAAGUCAAGGAGGCACGCGUGGUUGAGACCAAGCUCCUUUCCCACCCUGACGUACCCGAGAAGCGCCAUAUCGAAAUCGAGCUCCCCUCAGACAUGACUUACUCGGUUGGCGAUUACCUCGCCGUCCUGCCGCUCAACCCCAAGGAGAACGUUGCUCGUGCGAUGCGUUAUUUCGGUCUUGCUUGGGACAGCAUGGUCACCAUCUCGGCCGCCGGUCCCACAACCUUGCCUACUGACAUGCCUGUGUCGGCGGCCGAUCUUUUCGGCGCAUACGUCGAGCUCGCACAACCUGCCAGCAAACGUACCGUCACCACCCUCAUUGGCGCGACCAAGGAUGAGGAAACCAUUGCCGCACUCACCAAGCUUGCUGGCGAGGACUUUGAUGCUGAAGUCACGGGCAAGCGCCUGUCCGUCCUUGACAUUCUUGAGCGCUUCCCCUCCAUCACCCUCCCACUUCCCGCCUUCCUCCAGCUCCAGCCGCCGAUGCGCGUUCGCCAAUACUCCAUCUCCUCGUCGCCGCUCUGGAACCCGUCUCGCGUCACGUUGACCUACGCCGUUCUCGACCAGCCGUCGCUCGCGGCGCCCGACAAGCGCCACCACGUCGGCGUCGCCUCCUCGUACCUCGCUCACCUCGAGGCCGGCGACGCCCUGCACGUCAGCAUCCGCCCGUCAGCACAGGCCUUCCGCCUGCCCGCCGACCCGGAGGCCACGCCGCUCAUCAUGGUCGCCGCCGGCUCCGGGCUGGCGCCCUUCCGCGGCUUCGUCCAGGAGCGCGCGGCGCAGAUCGCGGCCGGACGCAAGCUGGCGCCCGCGCUGCUCUUUUACGGCUGCCGCGCUCCCGGCAAGGACGACCUGUACAAGGAGCUCUUCGACGAGUGGGAGAGCAGGGGCGUUGUGCAGGUGCGCCGCGCGUACAGCCGCGCAAAGGACCAGAGCGAGGGCUGUGGACACGUCCAGGAGCGCAUGUGGAUGGACCGCAAGGAUGUCGUCGAGCUGUUCGAAGGCGGCGCGAAGGUUUUUGUUUGCGGCAGCAGCGCUGUUGGCCAGGCUGUUAGCAAGGUGUGCUGCGAGAUGGCGCUCGAGAGGCAGCAGGAGCUCGGCAAGGAUACGAAUAUGGAGAAGGUGGAGAAGUGGUUCGAGACUAUCCGCAACGAUCGGUUUGCGACGGAUGUGUUUGCUUAG